AUGACUGAUGAUAGUUCUUCUUCUUCAAACGUUAAAACUCUUUCGUUCUUACGAGUUGGGAAGCGUCGAUUGGAGAUCUUUCAAAAAGCUUGUCUGAAAUUUGGUCUUACUGUUGUCGAUCAUACCACUCAGAAUGCGUUCGUACUAAUCGAUGAUGAGCUAGAUUUUGUGUCAGCAAGUAAAACAGUGAAAAGUUCGACGAAUUCAACACCAAUUUUUAUUCGAACUCAAUGGCUAAGUGAUUCAAUUAAACAAAAUCGACUUCUGUCAUAUCAAUCCUAUGUACUCCAAGCUGCUCCAUGUCCUAUUCUACCUUCGGCCACUGAGACUUCAGAACGGAUUCAUUUCAAACGUGAACGUGCAAUUUCUUCCUCAGCGUCUGAUACAGAUGAUGAAUCGAAUUCAAAGAAGAGACAACUCGAUAUUCAACCAAUUCAACCAGGUGAAUUACCACGAACGACUGGGAUAUGGUUGUGUUCGGAAGCAUCAUCCUCAACUCCAGUCGUCGGCAAUCCAAAUGAGAAGAUCAUUGAAAAGCUACGGGAAAUGUCGAGAUUAUACCUGAUCACCAAUGAUAAAGGUCGCAGUAUCGCCUAUGAAAAAGCAAUCGAAGCAUUGAAACGUUGCACACAUCCCAUUCGUACAUAUGAAGAAAUCAAAGCAUUACCUUAUGUCAAACAAUCGUUAGCCGACAAGAUUUGGGAAAUCAUUCGUACAAACAACUUAGUUAAAUUAUCAGCAUUUCAAUCACGUAAUGAUGUUUCUACAUUGGCGUUAUUUGCUGGUGUAUGGGGUGCUGGUACUGAAACAACGAAACAAUGGUUUGCACAAGGUUUUCGUACGCUCGAUGAUCUACGGAUGCGAGCACGUCUUACACGUAUGCAACAGAUUGGUUUGAAAUAUUACGAUGAUUUCAAUACACGUAUUCCACGAGAAGAAGUCACACGUAUAGAAACAAUCGUCAAAGAAGCAGCGAAUGAAGUUACACCUGACCUAAAGAUUGAAACAUGCGGAAGUUAUCGUCGAUUGAAAGCAACCUGUGGCGAUAUAGAUAUUUUGAUGACAUUCAAAGAUGGCAAAAGACAUGUUCAUGAAACAGUACUUGCUCCGCUAAUUGACAAACUAAAGCAGAUUGGAUUUCUCACUCAUGAUCUAAUUAAUCAUUCUGAAGCGUCAGCAUCAACAUCAGGAAGCACUUCCGAACAAUUAACCUACUUUGGUGUUUGUCGUUUAUCAGAUCCGGGAUCACUACAUCGCCGUAUUGAUUUAAUCUUCGUACCAGCAAAUGAAUGGGCUUGCUCUCUACUUUAUUUUACGGGCUCGGCAACGUUCAAUCGAUCGAUGCGUCGUUUAGCCCGCCGUUUGAGUAUGUCACUUUCUCAGCAUGGACUCUACCACGGUGUUGUCCGGAAAGGCGUUGAGAAAAUCAAUACUGGACAACCGUUAGUAACACCAACAGAAGAAUCGAUCUUUCAAUAUCUUAAUUUACCAUAUCGGCCACCGGAAGAUCGAGAUCAUUGA
Molecule: messenger RNA, 1521 nt
Organism: Adineta ricciae
Lineage: Eukaryota; Metazoa; Rotifera; Eurotatoria; Adinetida; Adinetidae
Source: the annotation of a GenBank genome assembly